CACACCGCAACAAUCAAAGAACCACCACGAUCUGCGUCCCAUUCUGUCUCACCUUUGCCCACUCUCUGCUCCCGUUCAAUCUGACUGCCUCUCACCAUGGCUGACGAGAUCGCGCAAGAAUACGACGUUGUAGUCCUCGGCACAGGUCUCACCGAAUGCGUUCUUUCGGGAGUCUUGAGCGUCAAGGGAAAGAAGGUGCUCCAUAUUGACCGAAACGACCAUUAUGGCGGCGAAUCUGCCUCCAUCAACAUAGAAUCGCUCUUCAAAAAGUACGGGAACUACACCAAGGGCGAGGAGCCAUGGAAGAAGUACGGACGGGUGAACGACUGGAACAUCGAUCUGGUCUCAAAGCUCCUCAUGUCGAACGGCGAAUUGAUAAAUAUUCUGGUGUCUACCGAUGUGACGAGAUACUUGGAGUUCAAGCAAAUAGCUGGCAGCUACGUGCAACAAGGGAGUGGUGCAAAGGCGACAGUGGCAAAGGUGCCCUCGGACGCCGGCGAGGCUCUCAGGUCGUCUCUGAUGGGUCUGUUUGAAAAGCGUCGCGCCCGCAACUUUCUCGAAUGGGUUGGCAGCUACAAGGACGAUGAUCCAGCAACGCACAAAGGGCUGGACCUCCGAAGCUGCACGAUGAAGGACGUCUUCGACAAGUUCGGGUUAGAGGCUACGACUCGUGACUUCAUCGGCCAUUCCAUGGCCCUUUACCAGUCCGACGACUACAUCACCGAAAGGGGCAUGGCAGAAGAUGCUGUUUCCAGGAUCCGCCUCUACGUCAACUCGAUGGCGAGAUACGGGAAAUCUCCGUACAUCUACCCCUUGUACGGUUUGGGCGAACUGCCGCAAGGUUUCGCUCGUCUUUCUGCUAUCUACGGAGGCACAUACAUGCUCAACACCGAAGUGGAAGAGAUCCUGUACGACGGCUCCAAGGUCGCCGGUAUCAAAGCCACCAUGAAGGAGCGUGGCGAGGAAGGCGAGGGGAUGAAGUUCACGACAAAGUGCAAGAAGAUCCUUGCAGACCCGUCAUACUUCCCCGGAAAAGCGACAGUCACUGGCCAUCUACUCAAGGCGAUUUGCAUUCUCAAUCACCCGGUUGCGAGCACCGACAAUAGCGAUUCUCUGCAACUCAUCAUCCCACAAUCCCAAGUUGGCCGGAAACACGACAUCUAUAUUGCUGUCGUGUCCUCGGCCCACAAUGUAUGCCCCAAGGGCUAUUACAUUGCCAUUGUCUCCACCAUCGCGGAAGGCGACAGCAACCACCAUCUCGAGCUCCAGCCCGGUCUUGACAGGCUCGGACGCAUCGAGGAGAAGUUCAUGGGCCCGCCUAUUCCUCUUUACGAACCCCUGGAGAGCGGCGUCAACGACAGCAUUUUCCUCUCAAAGAGCUAUGACGCCACCAGCCACUUUGAGACGACCACAGACGAUAUCAAGGACAUCUACAGGCGAGCGGAGGGUCACGAGCUGGUAGUUGAGGGCCUACGGGAUGGACAGAAUUUGGUUGCGGAGGAGUAAUGCUUAGUAUGAAUAUGCCCAGCUCAGCUCGGACUACUUGGCGUAAGGUUGAAGUACAGGACACAAUACCUGAGAUGCAAUGGUGUCAUCGAAAUAGGAGUCAAGAGACUCUAUGCCCAAAUUGAACUAUGAAAUUAAAUAUAAGAGUUUAUCG
Molecule: messenger RNA, 1660 nt
Organism: Mytilinidion resinicola
Lineage: Eukaryota; Fungi; Ascomycota; Dothideomycetes; Mytilinidiales; Mytilinidiaceae
Product: rab GTPase activator
Exons: 8
Coding region: 97-1506 (469 amino acids)
Biological process (GO): protein transport; small GTPase-mediated signal transduction; vesicle-mediated transport
Cellular component (GO): cytoplasm
Molecular function (GO): Rab GDP-dissociation inhibitor activity
Source: RefSeq, a predicted model, not a curated record